Molecule: messenger RNA, 720 nt
Organism: Cylicostephanus goldi
Lineage: Eukaryota; Metazoa; Nematoda; Chromadorea; Rhabditida; Strongylidae
Source: the annotation of a GenBank genome assembly
GAAAACUUCUAGAUAUGUGAGAGAGUGGCUGGCAGUUGUAGGAGUGAACGACAUCAUCACUGUCACUGAAGAUGAGAAAUUCUACAUCAAGAAGGAAAACGUACCGGACCUGACCAACGAGACGUUCAGCAUUCAAGUCAAUUGCUUUUUGCCGAUUUUCAUGAAAGCGUACGAUAAGAUGGCAAACGUGUUCACUAAGGAGGGGCCUCUAGGGCUUGCAUAUUCUGACUUCGCUGACUUCUAUGAUGCUAUGGCAACAUUGAGUGAAGUGUUGCACAAAAAACAUCUUAUUUCUGGUUUUAUUCCAGCUCUUGGAUCAGGACUUAAGGAGAGACUCGAGAAAGGUGGCGUCCAGUGUUUGGAUGUUGGAUGCGGCAAGGGUUUCCACUCUGGUUUAAUGGGUCAGUCAGCACACAAAAUCACCACAUUUGAAAUCGAGCAAAAAAUUGUUUCAGCCUCUCAUUAUCCAAAAUCUCACUUUACCGGAAUUGAUAUCACACAUGAAGCAGUGGAAAUGGCCAAGCAGCAGAACUCUAAACACGAUGAUUUCAGGAAGAGCGACGGUCAGGCUUUCGACAACUUAGAAUUCAUCCAAAUGAAUGCUGCCAAAAUGGAUGCCAGCUGGACGAACAAGUUCGAUGUGGUCAUGAUUUUCGAUGCUUGUCAUGACCAGACCAGGCCUGAUCUGGUAAUUUUUUCGAGGCUGUUUUUGAGAUGAAA